Drosophila yakuba is the source of this 2406-nucleotide messenger RNA. Its product is annotated as zinc finger protein 2 homolog. Gene Ontology annotation, biological process: regulation of transcription by RNA polymerase II. Gene Ontology annotation, molecular function: RNA polymerase II transcription regulatory region sequence-specific DNA binding; DNA-binding transcription factor activity, RNA polymerase II-specific; zinc ion binding. The record is from RefSeq and is a predicted model, not a curated record. Lineage: Eukaryota; Metazoa; Arthropoda; Insecta; Diptera; Drosophilidae. The transcript has 6 exons. Gene Ontology annotation, cellular component: nucleus. The coding region runs from base 7 to 1806 and encodes 599 amino acids.
AACGCCAUGGAAACGUGCCGCACCUGUGCGAUUUCCAUGUUCGUGUGCGAUUUCGAGAGUGGCGUAAACAACAGCCACUUCCUGGACCUCCAUCAUCCCAACUGCUGGCCCAGCGAAAUGGCCCAGAUUCGCCUCCAGUUGUCCAACUGGAAUCUAAAGAUCUCUCCCAACGACGGACUGCCCCAGAAGAUCUGCAGCGACUGCUUCACCAAGUUCUGCUCGAUCCACGCAUUCCGAGUCGCCUGCCAGGAGGCACAGCUGAAGCUGUCCAACAUCUACGACAAGAUCGAUGCCAGCAGCCUGGAAGAUGAGCACCACGAGGACCAGAACCUGGAGCAGGCGGAGGAGCAUCAGGAAUCGGAAACAUCCAAAGCAACAACGACGGUUUCAGCCGAAACACAACCUAACACUGCCAGUGAUCCCAUAGAGAUUUUUGUGGAUGCCGUAGACAUCGACGAGGCGGAGCAGGAGGAGGAGCCGUAUGAUGAGAAGUUGGACGAACCUAUCACAGAGCAGUCUCCUCCCCCGGAACUGACCAUCAGCUAUGCCUGCAAGUUCUGUCUGCGCCCGCAGGAGAGCUACCAGCUGCAGCAACUCCUGCUGGAACACAUCAACGCCAGCCACGAUCCGGAGCAGCCGUACAAUUGUCCGGAGUGCGAGGCCCGUUUCCAGGACGCCGCCUCGCGCACGGUGCACCUGAAGAGCUGCCACGUGGAGAAGCAACAUGCGUGCGGGGUGUGCGGCAAGAAGUACGGCGACAGGCACAAUCUGCGCCACCACGUGGAGAAGUACCACUCGGAGACGGACUUUGAGUGCGCGCUGUGCGAGAAGCGCUUCUACACCCGCAAGAGCCUCAACUACCACAUGAAGUGGCACAAUCCGGAGCGCCAGUUCAAGUGUCGCCACAGCGGCUGCGAGCGACUCUUCAUCAGCCAGAGGCAUCUCAUGUGCCACGAGGCCACCCACUCGGGCACCAGCUCCCGGAAGAGCGAGCACUGCGGCUUCUGCGGCAAGACAUUCAUACAUCUGAAGACCCUUCGCUGGCACAUUUACAGGCAGCACGGCGGCGAGAAGCCCUACAAGUGUGCCAACUGCACGGAGGUCUUUGCAUCCUAUGCGGAGAAGAGGAUUCACAUGCUGGAGCGGCACAGGGAGAACCUAACGGCCAUCGAGCGGAGUGAGUGCAUGCUGUGCCGCCAGCCCUUCUCCAGCGAACCGGACUUGAUCCACCACAUGUCCGCGGAGCAUUUGCAGCGACCUGGAGCUCCAGUCAUCGCGAACAACAAGCGGGUGCUGCAGCAGAAGCGGGAACGCCAGUACUCCGGACUCUUUCAGUGCGGCAGCUGCAGCCAGCGGUUCAACAUGAAGUCCGCUCUGGAGCGGCACGCCGCCGUGCAUUCCGAGAAGGAUCGACCACACGCCUGUCCACACUGCUCCAAGCGGUUCAAGCGCGCCCAGGACAUGAAGUGGCACAUCAAGACGCACGAGAAGGAGAAGCCCAAUGUGUGCGAUGUUUGUGGCAAGGCCUUCGCCCUCAAGUAUGUGCUCACCCAGCACCGGCUGAGUCACGAGGUCUUGGAGAAGAACUUCAAGUGCAACGUUUGCGGUCGAGCCUAUCUGUUUGAGAAGUCAUUGCGGCUGCACCAGCGAACUCACACGGGCAAAACCUACUACAAAUGCGAUCUCUGUCAGGAGAGAUUUGUCACGCACAUUAAGCUUAAGACUCACAUGCAAAAGACACACGCCUCUCAGCCGCACGCGGCGGACCACCCUCUGGAUGAUCUGAUCAACAUUGUGAUUUCCUAACCAAGUGGAACAGCAAAGAUAUCUGUCAUAGCCAAGCACAGCGCAGAAACUGCAAUGCAUUGCGAGCGUAGCUCUCGGAACUCAAGCCUACAUAGACCAUACACACAUACAUGUACCCUCCAUCCACUCACUAGACCAUAUGCACGCAGCGAUCCUAGGAUCGUAGAUGUGCUUAGAGCUUUAUUUAGAAGAUAUCCGUAGGCCAUAACCCGUGCAUAUAUCUCUGUCCAUUUCCUCUUCGAUCGGUCCUUAAGGAGCGCUUCAGCCGCAUAUCUCUUUCUAUCUCUGAUCCAUAUUAAUCUCACAGAACGCCUUCAAAACUCUCCAAGCACAUAUAUAUUUGACCACUUAGCGAUAAGCGAUAAGUAAGCAAUGAGAACAAACAGAAUGUUGUACGAGCAAUCUAAGCUUUGCGGCAAACUUUUAAUGCUCAAGAAAUGCAUUUAUUUCCAAAUGAAACCGAGAAGUAUUUACAAUAAUUAACGAAAAUGUAUAAGAAUAUUUAAAAUAUCAAUAUACUAUGGAUUUUAUUAUAAGUAGUUGAAGAAAUAUUUACCAAAUUCAUGUUCCGAAUAAACAUUCAUUUGACCAAUGUUUGAA